Frankliniella occidentalis (western flower thrips) is the source of this 4568-nucleotide messenger RNA. It is a transcript of the gene Samuel, whose product is annotated as fibronectin type III domain-containing protein 1. Bases 891 to 2957 code for a protein of 688 amino acids. Gene Ontology annotation, molecular function: protein binding. The record is from RefSeq and is a predicted model, not a curated record. Gene Ontology annotation, cellular component: PRC1 complex. Lineage: Eukaryota; Metazoa; Arthropoda; Insecta; Thysanoptera; Thripidae. The transcript is spliced from 7 exons.
UUGUUGCCGGUGCUGGUGCCGGAGCGCCAUACAGCACCUGCCGUCCGUGGCGCGCGCGGGUCGGAGGUCAGCCGGCUCGAGCCGAGCGGAGCCUGGCGGAGCCUGGCGGAGCCGAGCAGCUGGGCUCGCCAGGUGAUGCGCCCUUUGAAGUGCCUCCGAUAGCGGCUCGCAGCGCAGCGGCAGCGCAGCGCUGUGUGGUUUGUCACGGGCCCGCCGCGCGACCGCCGCACUGGCCGCACGGGCCAUCUCCAACGACACACACUGCUGCGCGGGGCAGCGGCGGCUGCUGGCCGCAUCGUGUUGGCCGGUCUGUUAGUUCACUGGCGCCGGGCGGAGCAGGACCGCAGUGCAUGCGCAGCAGUCUUCAUCUUCAUCCUCAUUUCUUAUGCAUCCCGCAGCAGGAACUUGGCGGUAUCAAUUGGAGUGCGUCUCGGCCUCGUCGGCCAACAAGCGGGGUGGGGGAGCCCGCGAGUGAAAGGGGUAAACAAAGGUGUGCCCUCGCCUCGCUCUCUCGCGGCUCUGGUCGCGGUGUGCCCCGGCCACGUUAUCGCCCGGCCCGGCCCCGCCACGCCGCGCCACGCCGCGCCCCGGCUGCCUGUUAUCGGACACACCAAUGCCCCCCAGGGCCGCGGCCCGCCCGGCCCGCCAGGCCCACCAGGCCCUCGCCGAUAGCUGUGAAAGAGGUGACGAGGCAGCGCGUGUGUGAGGCUCGGUGCGCUGCGCCCCCAUGACGCUGCUGCCCGCGCCCUGGUGACCGCCCUCCUCGUCGCCCUCGACCUCUUCCCCCUCUUCGCCGUCGUCGCCGACCUGUCGUCGGCCGGAGCAGGAGGCCCUCGCUGCCGUCGCCAUCCGCCGCCCAGCGCAGCUGCAGCCCCUGCCCCCUGCCGGGCAUGAUGCGAGAACUGGACACCGUCAGCCCCGUCGUGUGGCCGGCGUGGUGCUACUCAGGUGAGACUCGGGGAGCGGCUGCUGCUGCUGGGACUGCUCGGGUCCAGGUGCCGCCUCCUUUGGGCUGGAGCCCCGGCUGGAGCCUUGGCUGGAGACCCCGUGGCGGGCAGCCUGAGUCGGAGUCAAGCGGCGUGGCGAGCGCGGACGUGCUGCGGCCGCACCCUCAAGCCCCGCUGGCGUCCUCCAUGGCCUCCUCGUCGUCGUCGGCCUCGUCAGUGCGCCCCUCGGCCGCGAGCGCCCUGAGCGGGGGCGCGAGCGCUCACCGGAAGAGGCGCUCCGUGCCCCGCUCCUACGAGAGCCCCACCACGGCGCUCAACGGCGCGCGCUCGGCCAUCAAGUCGGAGCGGCUGUCUCCCAGCGGCGGCGGCGGCGGCCUGGUGGGCGACAGCGCCUCCACCUCGUCGCUGUCGCGGAGCGGGACGCCCUCGUCGCCACCCGCGUCCUCCGUCGGCCACCCCGCGGGCACCAGCCCCGCCGCCAGCCCGUCCAGGACGGCGUCCAGCAACAAUAACAACAGCACGCUGAACAACAACAACAUCAGCAGCCACCUCAAAGCCAUGGAGGACAGCGUCACGCACAACUACAGCGAGUUUAUGCGGAACCUGGCCGCCAAGUACCAGUACGUGCACCCGGACGAGUUCUACAGUGCGACGCGGAACGGCUUCCCCGCGGCGCUCGACCCCCGCUUCCCCUACAAGGCUGGCGUCGGGGCGUCGCCCUUUCUGAUGCCGCCGCUGGGGCCGCUGCCCGGCGUGCCCGUGCCUCCCGGUGUCGUCUCCCCCCUGCACCACCUGGCGGCGCCCGCCAGCGUCGGCGCCACGCCCGCCAAGGAGUCGGCGCCGUCGGCGUCCUCGUCCGGCGGCGCGGGCAGCGCGUCGCGCAUCGCCAGCCUGGCGCUGGAGCGCCAGAGGGAGCGCGAGGCGCGCGAGCGGGAGCGCGAGGAGGGCAGCAACCACAGCGACGCGCCCCACAAGGCCAAGUCGCCGCCCUCCUCGGUAGCCAGCGCCACCUCGGCCGUGUCGGACGGCGCGCACUCCAGCCUGCUGUUCUCGCCGCUGUUCUCCGGGUCGCUGCCCGGCACCUUGCCCGGAGCGCUGCCCGGCGCCGUGCCCGUCAUGGACAUGAGCUCGACGCAGGCGCUCGUGAGCAUGGUGCAGCGCUCGCACCAGAACCAGCUCGAGACGUACCUAAAGGGCGCGCACAAGCGGCCCGCCGAGGCGGCGCCCUCGCCGCUCAGCCCCCUGGACCUGUCGUCGGGCGCGGCGCCGCCCAAGAAGAGCCGCAAGCGCGACCUGGUGGGCGGCGACCUGUACGGCGUGGACUCGCUGCUCGGGCUGCCCAGCAGCCUGAUCCGCAGCUCCAAGGAGCGGCUCGCCACCAGGACGCCGCCGUCGCGGGCGCUGUCCUCGCCGCGGCUGGCCGCCCCCGGGACGCCGCCCGCCGCCACCGCCGCCCCCGGCUCGCCCAGCCCGCUCACCUGCAGCGCGCUGUGCUCCACCACGGGCCACGCCUCCGCCGACUGCAGCGCUAGCGACGCGGCCAACAUCGCGCACUGGAGCGUCGGCGACGUCUGCAACUUCGUGGGAUCCAUCGACCUGUGCGUCGAAUACGUCCAGGCGUUCCGGGACCAGAGGAUAGACGGGUCCGCUCUGCCCCUGCUCACCGAGGAGCACCUGCGCCUACAGAUGAAGAUGCGCCUGGGCCCGGCGCUCAAGCUGCGCUCCGUGCUGGCCAAGCGGCUGGGGCACUGCAGCGUCUGCCUGCACUGCGUGCACUGCCACAACGUGACGCCGUCCUCCGCACCUGCCGGCGCGACGGCCUCGUCCGCCACCCCCACGACCACCACCGGCGUCACCUCGUCACCGCCAAGGACGCCGUCGACCUCGUCGUCCGGCUCGGCCACCCCGGUGGCCUCUGGGGCGUCGAACUCGGACAACUACAGCGCCGCCUCUUCGCCUAAGCCGGUGGCGCCUGGCCCAGUGUCGUCGCAGCCCAGCACUGCGGUGUGAGAGGACUGCAUGUCUCUAUAUGCAGAUGGCAAAUUGUGAUAUAGCGUUCUGGAAUCAACGCUAGCCUAUUUAGAGUGCAUUUUCUUUUCUUGUUAGAAUUGUCUUUCAAGUGUCAGCCUCUUUGUGUUUGUUUGUGUUUUUAUUAAUUUGACUCAAUUAUGAAGGUCUGUGCUGAAAAUAAUAGAAAUCUUCACUUGAAAAGAACAAUAUUUAUAAAAGUUUGGUAUGCUCCCUGAGCGCAAAUUAGAGAAUUGAAAAUAGCACUACUUCUUAUAGUACAAUUAUUAAUAUCCAAUGUAACUUGUUGAAUGGUAAAUAGCAUGUUUCAACCCCUCUGAUUUUUCUUAAUUUAUUGUUGUUGUUUUUUGAACUUAUGGCUUGUUAGUCAUAUAAUUUUCAAAUGAAUUCAGUGGUCGCAAUGACUUUUCCUAGGUCAUAGUCCCUGAGGCAGAAAAAUAUGCACACUCUUGUUAUGGUCACCGUCAAACGGAAUUACUUGCACUAUUUAUAGUCUAGGCUCUAUGCAUAUCGAUGUCUGUGAUAUACUCCUGAAUAUAUAUUAGCUGGAUCGAAGUGCAAUUUAGUUUAACUUUGUUAUUCUUGCCUAGUCCAGCUUAAGAGAUGCUGUAAGAACUACUUUACUUUAUUGCCCUGGAGAAAUUUCGCAUGUACCACUUUGUUUCAUUGUAUUAUACUUUUCGUUAUCCUGCAGUGAAACAAAGUUUGAGUGUAAACGGCAGACACUUUGGGUUAUUCUGGAGAUUGAUGACUUGUCAUCACAGUAUGUGCCAAACUAGGAUUUCCAAUACCUGUACAAAGUUUCAUUUCUUGUGCAUACUUAUUAUUCUUAUGACUUCAAUAACUAGAUUUACUGAUACAUAAUUUAUGUUUGCACCCAAAGAAAUGGGGUAUUGCUGAACCGUCCAAACAAUACUUUCACCUCUAAAAGCAUGAUAGGUGGUGAGACUAGCGGAACUACUUACAACUAAUUUUUACAUCUAAAUCAUGUUUCAAAAAUAAAGUUAAAGGCCUCUUUAGAAAUUUUUCUUCUUCAGUCAAGGUAACUUCAGAUAGACUACAACAGGAAUAAACCGUGGACAUAGGUGCACUUCAGUCAAAAAUGCCAAUAAUUGGAACCAGAUUUUAGUUUUAAUAACCUUGUGACUGCUAAUGUUUUAAUUGAUGUUUAUUAAUCAUCUGAAACAUAGGGUAAUGUAGAAUCAUACAUCUAAAAGAUAUGUGUAUGAUUUUUAAUUUGUCUUUAUCUAAACCAGUUUUGCAUAUUAUAGGAUUGUAAAUUUAAAAGUGUAUAUAAGUGUAAAAAUUAUUACUUAGUUCUAAUUAUUUCCUUGUUUUCAUAUGAAAAAAGAUGGCGAAUUGUGAUAUAUUAUGUCCUGAUGGAAAUUAAGUACUCUUUUCCAAUGGUAGUAGUUAUUGUAAAUCCUUUCUUAAAGCCACAGAGAAAGUGGUCAAGGUUCACUAAGCAAGCAGUGUGCCUUAUUUCCUAUUCGUUAAAAAAAGUACAUUUCCUUGAAGGAAAUUAAAGCACUGAAUUAUGUGUGAUGUUCCUUACAGUAUUUGCAAAUAAAUGUUAUCGUCACUGUUCCAUGA